AUGGCGCUCAAUGCCGCCUCACAUAACAUAACUGGCUCGCCAACUGGUUCUCCCUCUGGACCACCGCCUCCAGUGUCCUCCGACAUAACCUCUGCGGCCAAAGGCUCGGCUGCACAAGACGCCAUGGGUCAGAAUGUGCCCGGAAAGGAUCUGCAAGACAACGAGAAAGGUCAAACCGUGAUGGGUGAAGCAGGCAAGGAGAAGACUGCAAAAGAAAGUAUGCAAGAUAACACUGAAGGCCCGCAUUGA
Messenger RNA from Fonsecaea multimorphosa CBS 102226, 249 nucleotides. RefSeq lists its product as uncharacterized. The coding region runs from base 1 to 249 and encodes 82 amino acids. The transcript has 2 exons. The record is from RefSeq and is a predicted model, not a curated record. Lineage: Eukaryota; Fungi; Ascomycota; Eurotiomycetes; Chaetothyriales; Herpotrichiellaceae.